This is a messenger RNA of Tribolium castaneum (red flour beetle), 1214 nucleotides long. It is a transcript of the gene Hao, whose product is annotated as Hydroxyacid oxidase. Lineage: Eukaryota; Metazoa; Arthropoda; Insecta; Coleoptera; Tenebrionidae. Bases 60 to 1163 code for a protein of 367 amino acids. Gene Ontology annotation, molecular function: oxidoreductase activity; FMN binding. The transcript is spliced from 3 exons. The record is from RefSeq and is a predicted model, not a curated record.
CUAUAUAUUUUUCUUCAUUUGCGAACAUUCAGUCGCCACAAAACCACCAAUAAGAAAAAAUGAGCGAAGCAAUAGUUUGCGUCAAAGACUUUGAAAAACAUGCUUACAACGUCCUGCCCCGAAAUGCGCUCGAUUACUAUCGAAGUGGGGCCGGAGCUGAAGAGACUCUGGCUCAUAACAGGAAAGCUUUCUCCAAGUACAAAAUUCGGCCGCGAUGUUUAAGAAACGUGGCCAAAAGAGACCUCUCGACCACAGUUUUGGGCGAGAAAGUGCAAAUCCCGGUCGGGAUUUCCCCCACAGCCAUGCAGAGGAUGGCGCACCCAGAGGGCGAGUGUGCCAAUGCACGAGCUGCUCAGGCAAUGGGCACCAUCUUCACUCUAAGCACCAUCGCAACUAGCAGCAUCGAAGAAGUGGCCCAAGCGGCCCCUUACGGCACCAAGUGGUUCCAACUCUACAUCUACAACGACCGAAACGUAACCCGGCGGCUGGUCGAACGUGCCGAAAAGGCCGGUUUCAAAGCCUUAGUCCUCACCGUGGACACCCCCAUGUUCGGGCUGCGCCUUGCCGACAUCCGCAACAAGUUCGUCUUGCCCCCACACCUAAAAUUCGCCAAUUUCGCGGGCGACAAAGCCACCGGUAUUAACCAAACCGAGUCCGGUUCGGGUCUCAACAACUACGUGAACCGGUUGUUUGACCAAAGCUUGGAGUGGAAAGACAUCAAGUGGCUCCAAAGCUUCACCAAACUCCCCAUUGUUGUUAAAGGGGUCCUAACGGCCGAGGACGCCCUCAUUGCCGCUGAUUUGGGGGUGCAGGGGAUCCUGGUCUCGAACCAUGGGGCGAGACAGGUCGAUGGGACUCCAGCCUCCAUUGAGGCUCUCCCCGAAAUUGUGCGAGCGGUUGGGGACAGAGUCGAGGUUUACAUGGAUGGGGGCAUUACUGAUGGGACUGAUAUUUUCAAGGCUUUAGCAUUGGGUGCCCGGAUGGUGUUUUUCGGAAGGCCGGCCCUGUGGGGCCUGGCGCACAGUGGGGAAGAAGGGGUCAAGAAAAUCCUGAAUAUACUCAAAACUGAGCUGGAUUACACCAUGGCCAUUACUGGGUGUGCCACUGUGAGGGAUAUUGACCACAGGAUGGUCGUACAUGAGAGUUAUUACAGCAAAUUGUAAAAAAUGUGAUUAUGUAAUAGGAUAGGCAACCAAAUAUACGUUCGGUCCCAA